Molecule: messenger RNA, 3469 nt
Organism: Pieris napi
Lineage: Eukaryota; Metazoa; Arthropoda; Insecta; Lepidoptera; Pieridae
Product: neuroglobin-like
Exons: 5
Coding region: 336-911 (191 amino acids)
Molecular function (GO): heme binding; oxygen binding
Source: RefSeq, a predicted model, not a curated record
AGUGUGGAAGCGACUGCCGCACGUGUUGUGGUGCCUUUAUACUUGUGCUUACCUUGUUUGUAGUGAAAUAAUAAAAAAACCAGUCAGGGCCGAUCUCUCUCCGCACACCCUUGUGUGCUGAAAUCCGAACACGAAACUGAGUCUGUGUAGUGUUGUGCGAAUGUAUGGAUUGUCGUAGUAGGGGUAGCAAGAUAAGAUAAGAUAAAGAUGCGCACGGUCGACAGUUAAAGAAACUAAACAAGUUUGUGCAGCUGUGAGAGAAGUUUUAUAUAAAAUUAUGAGAAACAAAGUGCAGUGAAAUAGUGAUUUGUGUAUGUGAUGCUAUAUUGAAAACCAUGGGUUGUCAGUUGGGAAAGCUGGCUUCGUCGGAGAGGAGGUCUGGUGAAGCGGUCUUAAAUGAGGGGCCUCCGCCGAAAACGGAUCCGCGGCUGCCUUUAACUGCUAAGCAGAAGUACUCCAUGGUAGCAUCAUGGAAGGGAAUUUCGCGUGCCAUGGAGAAAACUGGGAUAUGCAUGUUUAUUAAACUGUUCGAAGAGAACCAAGAUCUUCUUGACAUGUUCGAGAAAUUUCGACAAUGCAAGACAAAAGACGAGCAAAUUAACUCAAUGGAGUUAGCGGAGCAUGCUAAUAAUGUUAUGAACACGUUGGAUGAGGGCAUUAAGGGAUUGGACGAUUUGGACAAUUUCUUCCAAUAUAUCCACCAGAUUGGCGCCAGUCAUAGACGGAUACCUGGGUUUAAAGUAGAAUAUUUUUGGAAAAUAGAGGCGCCAUUUCUAGCCGCAGUUGAGUCGACUCUGGGUGAUCGCUAUACGCCAAACGUAGAGAACAUAUAUAAAAUAACAAUAAAGUUUAUCCUACAGACGCUCGUAGAUGGCUACGAGAAAGCCGCGAAAUCCUCCAACUCAACGUGAACCCUCUGGGAUUUGACAUUUCCUGAGCUCAGAUUGUUCUUACAGACAGAAGAUAAAUUACUUUUUGGUCUAAAAACUAAAUAUAAUUUUUUUACUGCCAUAAUAAUAUUUAUUAGUAUCACGUUAUUAUGCAAUUUGUAAAUUUUGACUUAAUAGUUUCUUGUUAAUUUAUAGCGUUUGUUAUUCUUAUAGUAGGAGUGAAUUAAUUUGAGCUCAGGUCAUAUUGGAUGUUGUCAUAUUUCGGAUCUCAUAUUUUUGGAGAUACCUGUACAAAAGUCAAUUUAGAAACCUACUGUGUAUUUAUAUAAAUGUAUACAAUUGUCUUCUCACGAAUUCUAAUAUCGAGAAUUCUUCAAAUGUAAACUUAAUCUUAUAUUUGUAAUAUAUUGCUUAGAUGUAAAGUGUAUUAGGUUUAGAAUAAUUGUCGUAAAAAUCUACUACAAAUGAAACUCUUAACCUAUUUAUUUAACAUAUCUAACAAUAACUCACAGCUAGACCAGUAAAGCAUGAAACAUCAACGUAAAAAUAUAUAUGACUAUACCUUUCACAACAAUUUAUAACACCAAAAAAUACUAAGGAAUCUAUCCUUUAUUUAUCCCGAAAAGAAAGGGUGAAAUAACUAGGAAGGGUAGUGUCAACAAGAGUUGUUAGCUUAGGAUGUGAAUAUUGAUUGCAGAGGUAACGGGCCGUGACGUCACGAUUGUGGUGUGACUUGAAGCUUCAAUUACGAUUAACGAACUCGCUUAAUGGCGUGUUAUGUACCUUUUUAGUGACUACUUUAUUUUUAAUAUUUAUACAUGGUGCAGUUAUUUAUUAAAUCGUUGCCAAAUAAUAAGUUUUAGCAAGCUUACACUGUAAACUAUAGAUUUUAAUAAAUGUUAAUUAAUUAUAGUUUAAUGUCGCUUUGAAAAGAGUCAAAAUUGUUUUCCUGCACUUUUUGUGAUUUCUUGAAUGUUUACUUUUUACUGUAUGCGGUUGAAAAUUGUGUCGGCUGUGUGAUGAAUGCAAUUUUAAGACCCAUUUUUUUAACUUGCUACAAUGUACAUAAUUUUAUCACCCACAAGAUUUCGAUUCACUUGUGUACCUACAAGUAAAUCAAUAUUAAUAUUUAAAUAUUACGUACAGUCACCGCCCCAACGCCAUUUUUCAUUAAUUAUUAGCUUUUUAAUAACGCUCAUAAUCACAGCCAGAAAUUUUACUUAAGCUAUUUUGUAUAGAUUUAUCAUAUCCCAAUAUAAAACUAAAAUUAAUUUUCACUGACUUUACUUUCUAAAUCAUUCUUUAUUCUGACAUUGUUUCGUAUAUUAUUCAUAUACCAUUAGAGAUAAUUUAAUGGACACCUAUGUUAGAAAGAUAUAAGAUUAUCAAUAUAUCAAAAUAUAUAGCAACCAGUUUAUUUACAUAUAUUUAUUACGAGUGCAUAAUGUUGUGCUUUAUAAGAAAAUUCGUGGAUUUAUUUUCUAAAUGUAUGUGAAGUCAAUGUAAGAAAAUUCUACGCUUAAUGUGUAUUUAUGUAAAUAGAGAUAUACUAUGAUUCCUACUGUGUUUUUCUGAAUUGUUAAUAUAUGUUUAAAUUAAAUUCCGUACUUAACAAACUGUUAAUUAAAUCUCAUAAGACUAAUGUUAUAAUUAAAGCCGAAAAUAAGAGAUAUAUUUAAAGGUAUAUCCUUUCCAUUGAAAUAAAAUUUUCAGAUUGCGAGGCGUUGAACGAAUAUUGAAUUACUUAUCUGCAUUCCCGAGGGAGCUACAGGAUCACAAAGAAAAUGUAUUUAUUUCAGUUUAAACAGGAAAAUUGAAUUUUUACUUCCAUUAAAGCAUCAGGUGAAGGGUUUUCAUUUGACGAAAGAAGUAAUUUUAAGCAAUCAGUAUAGAUUUUGCUAUGUAUUAUCAAAAUAAUGCAAUGACAUCAGGCCUAGUCUUUUGGCCAUACCAGCGUGGGUCACAGUUCUUACAAAUAAUUUUUAUUUAGCACUAUAGAAUCUACUAAGAUGGUCUAUUCUAGAUGAAUCUAUAAGCCAAUUUGAAGAACGAACCUAUUAAGUAUUUUUAAAGGCAAAUGAUAUAUGGAAUUGUUUUUUAUCUUCGAAUCUUCAAAUACUUGUAGAUUGUACAUGCAUAUUAUGAUAGCUAUAUUUUUAAUUACAUUUGGAAUACCCAAAGUCAUCGUCAAAAAGCCAAGUGACACGUAGGGGUGAAACGCUUACAAUGUUAGCUCAUAUUUUAUUUAUUUAUUUACCACUAAAAAUACUACUACUACUAAAAAUUACAAGGGAUGCAACGGGCGGCUUAUUUUCAGCAGUGACCUGUCGUUUUCAGGUAAAAAUAGGACCUAGUCAUUUCGAUCAUGACGGCUUUUUUCCUGUGCCAAUGUGUUUCUGAAAACUUUUGAUAGUAAUAAGAUUUCUGGUGUAUUUUUUAUUUGUGUACGCACUUUCAAAGCAUUUCACUAGUACGGGUCACUUGUAUAGUAGUUAAUAGUUAUUAAGAGAUGAAUGUUUGUAUUAUUAAGAUGGAUGUAUCAAAUGUUAUUUAAUUUGAAAUAAAUUAUUUUAAAAUGC